GGCGGGUAAGUAGUUCGCGGAGACAUUUCGAUGGUGGAGCGCGCGGGGUGGCGGUAAUUAGCGAGAGUGCUUAUCGAUGGGUGGGAGUCAAGAGAGCUAGACCGAAGCCAAGGGAGUCGGUGAACUGGUUUGGCGACAAUCAAGAUCGGUGGAUCCAUCAACCGAUCUAUCCAUCAAUCAAGCAGUGAAGCAAUCCAUCAACCCAUCCAUCAAUCAAUCAUCAGUUGAUUAAUUAGAAAACGUGGUCAAAAACAAAAAAAAGAGAAAGAAAACGUAGGAAUCCAUGUCUACUUCAAGAGGAGGGGCCCGACCAUGCCUGUCUUCGUAAGACAGGACGCGAUGCCAUCUCUGGCGUCGGUAUUGCGAGUGACAACGCACGUGCGCGCGCGAGCGAGGCAGAGCGUCUCAGCUGCUGUCACGUGUCACUCGCUUCGCGUCUUGGCCAGCCACGUGUCGGUUGCUAACUCGACCCGACAGAAUACUCCGGGCAUGGCUUCGUCUUCCACCGCUGCGGCCUCCGUCGCAAGGACGGCCGCGCUGUCUCCUCCGUCGUCAGUCGUCUCCCCUUGUUGUACGAAGACUACCUCUCCUCCCCCGACCUCCGCCUGCUUGUCCAUCACUUCCUCCUCCGCUCGCACGCGCUCUACCUCCUUGGGGCCUCAUCGCUUUACAGAUGGCCGCCAUGAGCGGGGAGUUGCGGCGCCCCGCCUCUCGGCGUCUCUCUCCCUUUCCCCGUCGCCCGCGCGCUCUGCGCCUUCGCUUUUGGUAUGUGGGGAUGGGGGCAGCAAGAGCUGCGUGUCGAGGCUUGCGGAGGAGUGGGGACGGGGGGCAGAACUCUGUGCGGGCGACCGGUCGUCGUACUCCAUCGCCGGCCGCGAAAGCGGCGGGAGCGGGGAGGAGGAGGUGGUAGGCUGUAAAGCGGGGGGAAGGAGGAAGGGAUGGAGAGGGAUCUUGGGGGUGGGUUGGGUGUACGAGAGAGCGACGUCAAAGGGUAUGGGAUUCGGGGGCAACAGGCCGGCGAGGGUUGUCGUAUGCGGGUCUGGGAUUGCGGGGGUAGGCGGUGGGGAAGGAGGACGAGGAGGAGGGUGGGUGUGCGAUCAUCUCGCGGGAGGAGGUCACGAUCGCCGUGCGCGUUUGUUGAUGACAUCAGCGCAAAGUCGGAGCGGGCACCAAGCGGGGGGGGCGGGUCGGGGACGUCGGGAGGAUGCUGGCGGACGAGCAGGGGGGACUCCGCUCGGGUACUUCAGCAGGUCCUAUGCGUUCCACUUCUUCAAUCCGUCGGUCUCGUUUCCGUCGGACGUGUACUUCCGUGCCAUCUACGAGUCCAGCAUCUCGGGAGAGGCAGGAUUCGAGGCGGGAGCUUUACAGCUCGAUGAUGAGGUUCAAGGCGAAGACCUCUUGGAGGGCGCUGAUGGAGAUGGAGAGGACGAGGAACAGAAGGAGGCGGCGCCGACGGCUGUUGAGUCAUCGGGGAUUGGGUCAGAUCGGGGCUUGCUGCGGCUCUACUCUGGGGCUGUGUCAUUGCCACACCCAGACAAGGUAGAAAAGGGUGGAGAGGAUGCACACUUCAUUUCCAGUGACGAACAUGCGGUCGGGGUCGCUGAUGGGGUAGGUGGUUGGGCAGAGGUGGGCAUCGAUGCAGGGGAGUAUGCGCGGCAGCUGAUGUGCAACUCUGUUCAGGCAUUACGACAAGAGCCUCCCGGGCUUGCUGAUCCAGUACGUGUCCUUGCAAGAGCACACGAACGAACAAAGGUGCAAGGCUCCUCAACAGCCUGCAUAAUACUGCUUCGUGACGAUGUGUUGCAAGCGGCGAAUCUGGGGGAUAGUGGGUUCAUUCUGAUAAGGAAGGGACGGACGGUCUUCAAGUCUCCGCCUCAACAGCAUUCUUUCAACUUUCCGUACCAGCUAGGCAGUGGCGGGAGCGAUUCCCCGGAAUCUGCAGAGAUGUAUGGUAUCGCAGUGGCCCCUGGAGAUGUUAUCAUUGUUGGUACUGAUGGACUAUUUGACAAUGUCUACGACACUGAGCUCGCAACGGUUGUGAUGCAUUCGAUUAACUCUGGGUGGGGACCACAAGACACAGCACAGAGGAUAAGCGCGAUCGCCCGACUGCGUGCUCAAGACAAACAUCGACAAACUCCGUUUGCGAGAGCUGCCCAAGAGGCAGGGUAUAGAUACCAGGGCGGGAAAAUGGACGAUAUCACGGUGAUUGUAUCCUAUGUGACAGAGAAAGAGAAAGAGAAAGAGAAAUCUGGAACGACACCGCAGGAAGAAGUGGGAGAUACUACGUCAGAUAGUGACAGUGGUGGUCCUGGACUUAGUGGGUGAAGUUUUGAUCGGAUGGUUAGUGGGAAGAGUAGAGGGUGACAGAAGUGACUUUCACAGCACGGCAGGGACGAGGCUGGUAGUGCGGACUCAGAUGGAAACCGCUGUGUUUGGUAUCGUGUGGCAAUGAUGGCGAAAGUUGGCAUCGUCGACUCGUCGUAGAAGUGGAUCGCGGAUGGAUUGCUCAAGUCAUCUGUAUCUGUGGUCAUGGACUCUGCGGGAUGCAGGGUAGGUCAGUGUAGCUGUUGUUCUGGGUGUAAUUUUCAGACCCCAUCCUGCUGUUCAUUUGUUAAUGAACAUGAGAAAAAGGGGUAUAUAGACCAGUUACGGAAGGUCGAAGUAGCGCGUCAAGAAACCUGAUCUGGUCUGUUAUUGCUACCUCAGAAAAGGGGUCUUGCAACUGACAGCAGUGGGCAGAAAAGGAUUAGAUAGGCAGUACAGCGUACUGUAGAGGAAAAAAAAGACACGCCGGCGUAUGAGAUGGGAAGGAAUGGAGCUGCCUCUUUUCUUGCUCGCAAGGUUUAUUCUUGCCUUGGGCGCGGAAACGCUUCUGUUGAUCUAAAACCAUUUUGUCAUUGGCCCUUUGCCCUAUAGGUGCACAACACUUAUUUGGGGUUGGGUGUCGUUGGUCGUCUCGACGAAGGUUCACAAUUACUACUAUUAUUAUGGUCUAAAAAUCAAUUGUUGUUGUAGUCGUUCCCACGUCCUCCUCUCUGGCUCACCUACUUCUUCUAGCUAACUCGUCUCUUGCUCGCACGCUGCUUGUUCAUGCACGCCCCGCCUGCAUGUUCCGGUUUGACUUAUUGGUGCUGUAGAUUUGAGGAUUGAUGUGUUACCAAGCACAGGCCUUCUGCUCUACAGAGUGCUCGGCAGCAGUCGUCUGAAUGGUGGUGGUCGUAGUGCUGUGGACUGACUAUGUUGCGAGGUUCACAGUAGCUUCUGGAUUCACGGCUGUGUCCUCCUUAGUUUCUGCUUUCAUGAUUGUGUCCUAGUUCCACUCUUGUCCAUAGCUUGAGCUUCGGCGCCAGCAUACAUGCGUGCGAGUUAUCUGUCGGACUGACUAUGUUGCGAGGUUCGCAGCCAUGCCCCAGGCAUAGCUUCUGGAUUCAAGGCAGUGUCCUCCUUAUUUUCUGCUUUCAUGAUUGCGUCCUAAUUCCGCUCUUGUCCAUAGCUCGAGUUUCGGCGCCAGCAUACAUGCGUGCGAGUUAUCUGUCGAUUAUCGCACUUGUCUUGGGAGACACGCCUCUCGAAAGGAUCGCAAUUCGUGUUUAGCAUAGGAGUUUGGCGGAAGGGGUUCGUCCUCGCAGCAGUUGAAUCGGGCGCUGAAGUAGAUACGUGCUGCAUUUGUGUUGGAUAUCUCUACACUGGUAAUCCUCUUGGGGCUUAUGUAAUCCUCUGCGUGGAUUGUUUGGCAGGGGCCCUGUGCGCAAUUUAGCUUGUUGUGUGCGUCGGAUGGAGUGGAGCGGAGAGGUUGCCAAUGGAUGGAUGCCUGCAGGUCUACCUCUCUUCAGCGGAGUGUACUAUUCUCUGGGCUUGUGCGAGGAGUUUGCUCACAGAUCAACUCAACUUGUACAGCUCUACAUUCU
Molecule: messenger RNA, 3908 nt
Organism: Chara braunii
Lineage: Eukaryota; Viridiplantae; Streptophyta; Charophyceae; Charales; Characeae
Source: the annotation of a GenBank genome assembly